This is a messenger RNA of Trichobilharzia regenti, 2436 nucleotides long. The record is from the annotation of a GenBank genome assembly. NCBI's taxonomy places the organism in Eukaryota, Metazoa, Platyhelminthes, Trematoda, Strigeidida, Schistosomatidae.
AUGAUAUCUAACUCUGCUAAACUACAUAGUUUACUGAAAUCAUCACUGUUCUGUUAUAGAUUUGAGGUAGCUAGCGCUAAUUGUCUUUUGUCAUGGCGACGUUUACAAUCCCGUUACAAUACUAAUUUGUCUUCUCGGGAUUUUGUGGAGGCAAUUAACCAGAAGGCUAAAAUCCAUAGAUACUUGAAACUUCAAGAACCUGAAGAAGAUUCAGAAUAUGAUAGCUUUCUGGAAACACGUGAUUCAGAACAGAAUUUAAAUGUUAUCACUGAAAGUGAUCCGUUUGAUUUUGGUGCUCUUAGUGCAGAAGCUUUGAGUCAGGAGCAAGCGUGUCAUGAGUCACUUGUCUCACGAUCGAUUGAUAAAUCUGAGCAUAAAUCUGUCAUAGAUGAAUUACUAACUACAGACCCUGAAGAAGAUCCUGCUGAUCGUUUGCGUUUGAGCAAAGUGAAUCGUCGUCAUCCUCCUGAAUAUUAUUCUGCACAGAUUAUACGUUUCUGUAAAACGGGUGAUACGAAUUCAGCGUUAUCCGUAUUUUUCAAUCAGAUGUUGGAAACUGAUCGUGUUCAACCAUCAAGAUUCCAUUUUCACAUGUUAUUGGAUGGUUUAGCUAAAGUUGGUGAUAGUGAAAAUGCAUUUCGCGUAUACAAAAAGAUGACUGAUUUACGCAUCCCUGCAACGCAAGCAACUUAUUCACGUUUAUUUCGUUCGUGUGCUGAAGAUAUUUCAACCUGGUAUCGGAAGUAUAAGCAUUUUAUUCCGCCUAUUGUUGUAAAUCAUCCUGGCAAUUCUUCUUUAUCAUUAUUACAACGUAAAAAUUUAGCCCUUCAAAAAGCAUUAACUCCAGAUAUGUUACCAACACAUUUUGGUGGACCUGCAGUCAAUAAAGUCUAUUCACUAUGGCGUCGUCUAAAAGAGAAGGAGAUCGCGUUAACCAAUAUCACUUAUAAUUCUCUUAUUUUAGCGCUGGCUAAAGCUGGUGAUAUCCAUGGUUGCUUGCGUGCAUUAGAUAUGAUGAUGACAAAAAGCACUAGUCCAUCAUUCCAUGGAAGUAUGAAAUCACAAAAACGCUUAACGCCUGAUUCAUUUACAUUAGUCUCUUUAUUGUCUGCUAUUGAACCAGCUAAUAUGAAAAGAAAUUUAAUAUUAUGCCAUAAUAAUAAUAGUAAUAAUAAUGACAAAGAUUCAUUGAAACAAACCGCAUCUAAUGCAGAUAAUGUAUUCCGUUUUAGUCCAUUUCAAUUGGCUAUUAUUCUAUGGCAUGAUUUACUGCCCUACACUCAUCAAUCUCUUGUUCCGCAUCAUUUCACUCUACUUGCUAAUAUAAUGUCACUACAGAAUAAUUGUUUAGAUUCAAAUAACUCCGAAUUAUUAUUUGUAAAGAAUACGCAGUGUAAGUCAUUUCAAGACUUGCUUAAAUAUGAUGCAUUGAUGGAUUCAAAGCAAACUGUUUAUUUGCCUAUACAUCCAUCGUGUACAUCAAGUGAAUUAGCUACAUUAAUGAUUUCACAAGCUUCUCAAUUGUCGUCGUUAAGUAGUAGUAUGCCUUCAAGUCAAGAGAAUCCACUGCGUGAAUCUACUACUGUCCAAAAGACAUCGGAAGUUAAUCAUUUAGAUUGGGAGAAUACAAUGUUAGCGCUUGCCAGUCCAAUAAAUGUUCUAUUGCCUACUGAUAAACCAAUAGUAAUAUGUGGACCAAAGAAUCAAAGUCUUGCACCAUGGCAACGUCUUGCUCUUGUCGGUGGACUACAUGGAUUUAUUGAUGUCAUUGAAAAUCAUUAUAAACUAAAACCAGGCCUACCAUUCAUGACUUCGCUAGUUCGUCUUCUACCAUAUCCGAAUAAAUUGGAUAAUAAUUAUGAGAAUGAUUUUGAUUUAUGGGAGAAAGAAUUUUUAAGCCUGUUGCCAAGAUUUAAAUUACGCCCUGAUACAGGAAUAUACAAUGCUUUAAUUAAUCGAAGAACUUCAGCUGGGGUCAGUCCUAGUCACCUGUUGGCUGAAAUGACACGACAAGGACUAUUUCCUGACCAGAUAACAUGGGGUUGUCUUGCACGAGGUUGUGAAACUGUACAAUCAGUUGAAAAGUUGUUAAACGCUUUUAAAAUUGCAUCUAUGCCUUCAUCAACAUCAUCAUCAAUCAGUUCAUCAAAUGAAUUGCUUAAUAAUAAUGAUGCCAUAAUGAAUACAUCAAUCCAUUCACGGAUUCAUUCACCUGUAAUAAGACCAAAUCGACGACUGAUAGCCAGUCUUGAAAUAGACAUUUCUCUUUUUCGUGAACUCCUAGUCAAAGGUGUAAUACCAAAGGAUGGUUCCCCUGUUCCAGCGAGUGAAACCGGUGGAUUUUAUGUCCCACGAUAUGCCGUCAAAUCAUUCUAUCGAUUUAUUAAAGUGUAUAAAUCAUGGCUACGUGAAACUCCUGUAGAAAAACCUUGUUAA